Molecule: messenger RNA, 1954 nt
Organism: Setaria italica (foxtail millet)
Lineage: Eukaryota; Viridiplantae; Streptophyta; Magnoliopsida; Poales; Poaceae
Product: probable carboxylesterase 16
Molecular function (GO): hydrolase activity
Source: RefSeq, a predicted model, not a curated record
GAAAGCCAAGCCACCCUCCAAACUCCAAAGCAAAUGCCACCUCCCCUCCUGCCAGCCAUCCAUGGCAGCAUGGCCUCCCCCUGACACUCAUCACUGAUCUGGCCCACCACCACCACCCUCCCUUCCUUCCUCGGCGAGCCGCCGACGGCCAUGCCCCCCGUCGCCGUCCAGCUCCACAGCCUCCUCUUCAAGCUCCUCCUCCGCCGCCGCCUCUCCUCCCUCUCCGCCCCUGCGCCCGUGCCCGCCCCCACCGCGGCGCCGUUCGGCGUCUCUUCCCGCCCCGCCGACCAGCGCCCCUCGCCGCCCUCCAACCCGUCCUUCUCGCCCGCCUCCCCCGACGGCGUCGCCACCAAGGACCUCCACCCGGACCCCCUCUCCUCCCUCCACCUCCGCCUCUUCCUCCCCAACCCCAACCACCACGCCGCCGCCGCCUCCCCUGUUCCUCAUCCCCUCCGCCGGAACUCAUUCCCCCAGCGCGACCCCGCGCCGGGCCAGGAUCAGCUCUCCCGACGCGCCAGCGCCAGCUUCCACGCCGUCGGCGUCUCGCCCGCGCCCGCGCCCGCGUCCACACCGCGCGACUACGGCGGGUACCUCCCGACCGCUGGCGCCGCGCGGUCCGCCGCGAGGAGGGAACUGCCGGUGAUCGUGCAGUUCCACGGGGGCGCAUUCGUGACGGGCGCCGCGGACAGCGCCGCUAACGACGCAUUCUGCCGCCGCGUGGCCCGCCUCUGCGACGCCAUCGUCGUGGCCGUCGGGUACCGCCUCGCUCCCGAGAGCAGGUACCCCGCGGCGUUCGAGGACGGGAUCGCCGUGCUGCGAUGGAUCGCCAAGCAGGCCAACCUUGCCGCGUGCGGGCGGACAAUGAUGGGCAAGGGGACCGGCGCCGACUCGUUCGGCGCCGCGAUGGUCGAACCGUGGCUCGCCGCGCACGCCGAUCCGUCCAGGUGUGUUCUCCUUGGUGUCAGUUGUGGAGCAAAUAUUGCCGACUAUGUGGCCCGAAAAGCUGUUGAGGCUGGGAAACUCCUGGACCCUGUGAGAGUUGUUGCGCAAGUUCUGAUGUAUCCAUUCUUCAUGGGAAGCGCACCCACUCGAUCAGAACUGAAGCUGGCAAACUCCUAUUUCUAUGACAAGUCAUCGUGUUUACUGGCCUGGAAACUCUUCUUCCCUGAGGGUGAAUUCAGCUUGGACCACCCAGCUGCAAACCCUCUUGUGCCUGGAAGAGGCCCUCCGUUGAAGCUUAUGCCUCCGACCCUGACAGUCGUUGCAGAGCUUGACUGGAUGAAGGAUCGUGCAAUUGCAUACUCGGAGGAGCUCCGCAAGGUAAACGUGGAUGCCCCUGUUCUUGAGUACAAGGAUGCAGUCCAUGAGUUUGCCACGCUAGACGUCCUGCUGAAGACGCCUCAGGCUCAGGCUUGUGCUGAGGAUAUAGCUAUCUGGAUUAAGAAGUACAUAUCACUGCGCGGCCAUGAACUAUCGUAUUGACCCGCACCGAUGAUGGUUUAACCUGGCCCCACAUACAUCAAGUCAUCAACCAGUUCAGGUUCGAUGUUACUACAUGCUCUUCAUCAAGGCUGUACGGAGGUAACCAUUUGAUGAUCAUACCUUGAUGGGGGAUAGUCCAUCGCCUGUAACAUAGAGCAGGGCGAAAGUAAGGGAGAAUUACUCGUCAGUGAUGUUUUGAAGCAGGCUUCAACAGUGGUGAGGUCCACGUCUAUUCCAUGGCAAUUCAAAUUGUCCCUGGUUGAGUGUAGUCUGCAACCGGUUUGUGAUUGUACAUUUCCACGUCAAAUGCCAAAUGAAGGUUUUGUGUAUCCAAUUCCCCAGCUUCGUGGUUCACUGAUCUUGUUGAGUGCCUGGCAAUGAGCUGAGAGAGCGCUUGUGUGCAACUGAUGUUUGCUGACUGCCGGCGCAAACACUAUGGGUGGUUGAAAUUGAUUAAAACUUCAAAAUUUAA